Vigna radiata var. radiata (mung bean) is the source of this 1424-nucleotide messenger RNA. Its product is annotated as ammonium transporter 3 member 2. NCBI's taxonomy places the organism in Eukaryota, Viridiplantae, Streptophyta, Magnoliopsida, Fabales, Fabaceae. The transcript has 4 exons. Gene Ontology annotation, cellular component: plasma membrane. Gene Ontology annotation, biological process: ammonium transmembrane transport. Bases 318 to 1343 code for a protein of 341 amino acids. Gene Ontology annotation, molecular function: ammonium channel activity. The record is from RefSeq and is a predicted model, not a curated record.
AACAAAAGGCAAGAAAAGAAGGACAUCACGCUCGGAGGCUCCAGAGAAUUAUUCCUUCACACACCCGUAACCAUGGACACCACGUUUUGAAAAAAAACAGUAUCACUCCCCUACAGUCAGCUCCUACGGAUACCAUUCCAUCAUCUUCGUCAAACACAAUCACCCCAUUAACCAUUCAGAGACACCACCACAACAAGGGCACAAAAUCAAAAAGACGAGCUCGGAGAGAAGAAGCAAAAAAAGGCAAGAGGAGCUCCAAAGAGCUCGUCUUUGCUGCCAUCACGUUGAUUCUCAUCGCAGGGGCGUUGCUCGGGAGAAUGAACUUCUACGCUUGGAUGUUAUUCGUUCCACUUUGGGUCACCUUUUCUUACACCAUCUGCGCCUUCAGUAUAUGGAGCACCGAUGGAUGGUUGUUCAAAAUGGGCCUCAUUGAUUACUCCGGUGGCUUUGUUAUUCACCUUUCUUCUGGAAUUGCUGGUUUCAUCGCAGCAUCUUGGGUAGGGCCAAGGACAGUGAAGGAUAGAGAAAGGUUUCCUCCAAACAACAUACUUCUGAUGCUGGCUGGGGCUGGACUACUAUGGAUGGGGUGGACCGGAUUCAACGGUGGAGAUCCAUACGCAGCCAGCAUAGAUGCAUCUCUGGCCGUUCUUAACACCCAUGUCUGCACGGCCAUGAGUUUGUUGACUUGGCUUUUCCUUGAUAUCCUCUUCUUUGGAAAACCUUCAGUGAUUGGUGCCACUCAAGGCAUGAUCACUGGUUUGGUUUGCAUCACCCCUGCUGCUGGUGUGGUGCAAGGUUGGGCAGCAAUGAUAAUGGGAAUUAUGUCAGGAAGCAUCCCGUGGUACACAAUGAUGGUCCUCCACAAAGAGAUUAGGGUCCUAAAACAGGUGGAUGAUACCAUGGCAGUUUUCCACACUCAUGCAGUGGCUGGUUGCUUAGGUGGUAUUUUGGCUGGUUUGUUUGCUGACCCUGACCUUUGCCGUCUCUUCUAUGGGGUAGAGGAUUCGGUGCACUAUACGGGCCUUGUUUAUGGCAUAUUCAGAGGAAGGCCUAAGGCAGGGUUCAGGCAAAUGGGGGUUCAGCUUCUUGGCAUUCUGUUUGUAAUACUUCUGAAUGUCACUACAACCAGUAUUGUGUGCUUUGUUGUUAAGACCAUUGUUCCACUUAGGCUGCAGGAAGAUGAGUUGGAAGUUGGAGAUGAUGCAGUCCAUGGUGAGGUUGCAUAUGCAUUGUGGGGUGAUGGAGAGAGGCUUGAGACUGCCACUCAGCAGUUGAGUUUUGAGAUUAAUCAUCAAUGGCCAACUCUUGAUUUAAAAACUUCCAUUGAUGCACAAAUGGAGUGAUUCUCCUUGUUUCAGAGGGAAAUGUUUAAAAUAAGGAUAUUGAUAUUUUCACACUAUUUUUAAUAACUUUUUCAACUGUCA